AUGUUUAAGGUGCUGAAACAUUUAAUCGCAGAAAGUACUAUUAAGUACUUGGAUUGGUUAAAGGGGACUAGGAUUCAAGAGUUAGAGGAUUCGAAAAUACUCCUAAUACAUAUGCGAGUUUACCAAGUUACGUCCAAAUAUUUAUCUUUCUGUUUUAAAAAAAUCCAUAAUCAAUUUAGUAAAAUACAAGGUAUUUCCUACUAUCAACUGGCUUUUAGCGUUUUAAAUAAAAAACCAAAUAAAAUGGCAAACCAAAAGGUUUUAAGCGUUUGCUUUUUCAUUUACUUAUUCAGAGUUUUUGUGGACAAAGAAAAUGCUCAUUUGACAACACCCCAAAUUUUGACCAAAUAUGGAUACUCAAAUGAAGUCCACCACGUCACUACUUCUGAUGGUUACAUUCUAGCCCUUCACCGCAUCUUGCCUGGUAAAAACACGACCCAUAAACCUGUCUUGGUACUCCAUGGAUUAUUUGUUGAUUCGAGUAGCUUCGUUUCCACUGGGGUGGACCAUGGUCUAGGUUUUAUACUAGCUGAUGAAGGCUACGACGUCUGGCUUGGCAACGUCCGAGGAACCCCGUCCUCGCGCAACCACACCACACUCAACCCAAAUCGAGACCCCAAAUUCUGGGACUUCAGCUGGCACGAAAUGGGCACGAUCGAUCUUCCAGCAAUGGUCGAUCACGUUUUGAACGUCACCCAUCAAGCUAGCCUCUACUACGUGGGGUACUCCCAAGGUACCACCAUCUUUUUCGUCAUGAUGGCAACCCACCCCACCUAUAACGCUAAAAUCAAAGUACAUAUGGCCAUGGCACCUGUUGCCUAUUUGGGUCACAUGAAAAGCGUACCAAUUCGAACCAUGGCCACUUGGAAGGAUUUUUUAAACUUCUGGAUUAAAGUUUUUAAAAUUAAUGUAGUUCCUCCAAAGAAUGCGGUUUUUGUUUUAAGAAGAGUGUGCUCUGUUAGUUCUAGGUUCUGUAAUUUAGUUUUUAUGGCCAUUUUUGCGUAUAAACCAAACCAAGUGGAUUCCAAUACGCUGACUUCUUUUCUGGGACAUUUUCCAGUACCAAUUUCCAGAAAGCAAGGGCAUCAUUAUUUGCAAAUUGUUAAGUCGGGGUACUUUAGGAGGUACGACUUUGGAAGAAGGAUGAAUGAGGAAGUGUAUGGGUUUUCGACUCCUCCUUCGUACAAUUUGUCGCUGGUUACCACAAAAUGUCACUUGUUUUAUAGUCGGGAUGAUUUAGCAGUGUCGGAAGAGGAUGCGGUUAGAGUAUGCAAGGAACUAGGUGGCGCUUGUGGUAGCAGCAAUUUAGUCAAUGGUACUAUCAAACACAUGGAUUGGGUAAUAGGGAUCAGGAUUAGGGAGUUGGUUUACUCAAAACUGUUAAGCAUAAUGGCUAAUUAUUAAAAACAUGGGGAUCUGUACUCUUUAUUAAAUCAUAUACUUACUUAAUUUGAA
Zophobas morio is the source of this 1455-nucleotide messenger RNA. RefSeq names its product lipase 1-like. The transcript has 4 exons. Gene Ontology annotation, biological process: lipid metabolic process. Lineage: Eukaryota; Metazoa; Arthropoda; Insecta; Coleoptera; Tenebrionidae. The record is from RefSeq and is a predicted model, not a curated record. Bases 1 to 1404 code for a protein of 467 amino acids.